AUGUUUAGUGUGCUUCAGUUUAGUGGCGAUUUCUUGAAUGAAGACAGAUGGCAUAACUGGAAGGUAUUGCGUGGGCGUAGUAGUUCCGAGAAACGCUUGUCUGGUGGUUCUCAAUGGAAAACAGCAAAGAAAGCACUUGCGCACGAAGAAAAUUUUACCACUCGAGUUACUCACGGUGGCCGCCAUGCAAGUUUAAUGGAAGCCGAAGGAUUAAUAAUUCCAUUUGACCUGAUUAAGCGUGGUGGAGGAUGGAAGGAUUGCCUUGGUCGGUUAGAAAUCCACUAUGUUGGUAAGCUCCCUUCUCCUUUUGCCCGAGGUAUGGCUGGUUUUUGGGAAAAACCAUUCUCUUUAGCAAGAAAUACGGUUUCUCCGUCUCUGGAGCUUCAAAGAACAAUCUUUCCUUUGAUUGAAAGUUACUUUGGUGUUGUUCAAGAUGUAAUAGCAGCUAUCAACAGUCCUUCUAUUGGUAGACUGGAAGAGUACGAAGGUCUUGUUCCAAAUAUAGUCGACACAAACAAAGAGGUGGCCAGACGAGUUGCAAAAGCUACCCAGCGAAUUUCACAUAUCCAACAUCAACAAGACAACAGAUCCGAAAAAUCCGAAAAUUCUUUUAAUAAUUACGUUAAUCAAAAUAAUCAGCAAAACGCUCUUAUGAUUAACAUGACCCAACAACUGACAAAAGAUUUAAGGAUUCUUAUGAUGCAACAACAGUGCCUGAAUUCACAGAUGCAGCUAAUGAUGGCCACCAACAACGCUUUCACAAACUCAAAUGCCAACACAAAUUUGACUGAGAAAUUCGAGAGAUAA
Messenger RNA from Mucor mucedo, 807 nucleotides. RefSeq lists its product as uncharacterized. The transcript has 3 exons. The coding region runs from base 1 to 807 and encodes 268 amino acids. The record is from RefSeq and is a predicted model, not a curated record. Gene Ontology annotation, molecular function: DNA binding. Lineage: Eukaryota; Fungi; Mucoromycota; Mucoromycetes; Mucorales; Mucoraceae.